Sclerotinia trifoliorum is the source of this 1963-nucleotide messenger RNA. The record is from the annotation of a GenBank genome assembly. Lineage: Eukaryota; Fungi; Ascomycota; Leotiomycetes; Helotiales; Sclerotiniaceae.
UACUGGCCACAGGAGGAUUACUAUUCUCAGCUAAGCUGCAUCGCCGAAAAUCGAACCAUCAAGUCCCCCGUCUAAAUGGUAGUUUAUCACAUGCGUCGAUAAGCCCUAGUGUGUUACCCUGACGGUUCAAAACACAAGGUAAGGAAGGGGCGAAAACUCUACGACGAGGAAGUUCCUUUGGACCUGCAGAUUUUAACGCCAAAAGAUUCGCCUGAUAUAAGGUUAUCAGCUCUUCCCCACUUUCUUACCAUCUGUCUGUAGGUAUUAACAACAAGUUUCAGGCGACUGGGAAUUUGCGACCGACCAACCUAGCGGCUUGAAUUCUAGUCCUCUUGGCUAUCAUGUCUCCAUCUCAAGCAGGUGUCUACACGGUGUCUGGUAUUCUCAUCUGUGCUUCCGCUCUUGCGGUCGCUCUAAGAUUUCGUGCUCGAUUGCUAAAGCACGUGUCCUUCGAAAGCGAUGACUAUCUCGCAGCGUUCUCUAUGGUAGCUUUUCCCUACCAUCUAUCGUCUUCAGAAAAGCUGUAUGACUGACAGAUUUGUGGCUUCUAGCUUUUUGUAUGGGCGCUCGCCAUUGUCUUGAUCAUAGGUUUGUCUCUAUGCCUCUGCGAAUUCCUUCCCUAAUCUGAUGCCUUCUUUUCAGGAGCUGCGAGAGGCAGUUUAGGUACACAUACGAAGCUCAAUCCGCAAACUGGGGCAGUUAUUCCAACAUGGCAUGAGAUUGACACGUCCAAAGUUAGCCCAGACAUUGAAACUGUCUUUCUGCUCUUGUACUGACCAAUAUAGCUUGCCGGUAUUUCUCAACUUUUGAUCAUCCCAGCUCUCGGUGCACUCAAAUUGAGCGUUGUUAUGCUCUAUCGCCGAAUCUUUGUCGGUAAAACUUUCAACACAAUCUCCAUUAUCGUUUGCAUUAUAAUCGCAGCAUGGACGAUAUCAUUUUUCUUCGCUACUGUGUUCGAAUGUGGACGAGACUUGGGAUUACUUUGGCACAGUCUAAAGACCUUCAAAACGGAUUGUGGAAAAUAUAAAUUUAUUCAGCUUGGCCACGCUGCAUCGGAUGUCGCAACUGACUUAAUUGUCCUUGCCCUUCCUUUGCCCGUGAUUUGGAAUCUUCAUAUGACCACGGAGAGAAAAGUCGGUCUAUCGUUGAUUUUCUUGCUGGGUCUACUGUAAGUCAACUUUAUUAAUCAUCAGCUUGCCAAGUUUUCUUUCUUACGCCUUCAAGUUCAACAGCAGCUGGUACCGCUCGUCUGGUUAUUGUGGCGGAAGAUAUUUACGGUCAGUAGAAACCCAAGUUUUACGUUGUUGGCUUUAUUUUGAUUGCUGAUUUCUACCCUAUAGAAACUACGACAGGUUCGCGGGACGUCAGAGGUAUGUGAAGGAGACCGAAUAUAUCUUGUCAUUCCUAUUCUGACUUACAUAUCUAGGUGUCGAAACAAAUGCUAUGGUGUGGUCAUAUGUUGAAGUAGGUGUGGGUGUCGUAGCAGCUUGUCUGCCAACUCUAAGACCAGUCUUCGGAAGCCGAACUCCAGAAAGUUUAGUGAACAGUGUGCGGUCGGCCGUUACACUCAAUUCUUUGACAUCCUCUAGGAGACGCGCUUUUGCCAACGAGUCUGGCAUUGACGGAACUGCUUCAGAACUCAAAGAUUAUGAAAGGCUUACCCGUGAACGCUCCAAUCACGAAGCUGCUUCUACGAGGACUGAAGAGCCUUGAAUGAUGCAGAUAGCAAUGCUCGAGUUUCAGAUUUUUCUGACGGUGGGAUCAGUACACUACAAGGGGAAUGAAGUCAUCAGCAUGAGGAAGGGCUAGGAAGUCAUGUAACAUUUAGAUUAGAAUUUAGCUGUGAUACGACUUGGAUAUUUUUGGGUUGGAGAUUAAUUUUAAAAUUUUGUAAAGGAAUUUAGGAUAAAACUGUUAUAGAAAAAUACGCAGCUCCGAGUAGCUCAAGUCUUUUAAAUCUCAC